AUGGCGAACACGAAACAGCAGGAGAACAUGCUCCUCACGGAGCAUUUUACUUGGCCUCCAAUUUCCCUCAUAGACGACAUCAUCAACGCAGUAAACGAAGUCCUCUACCGCUGCACCGAUACCUUUGAAUCCGGAUUAUCUGCCGCCGACCCCUCCCUGCUCGGUUUCGCCGACCGCUACGCCGCUGAGAACCGCGUACCUGAGAAAGACGAGGAUGGGAGCGAGGUCUACCCGGAGGCGAAGCUGGAGAUUGAAGAGGGCGUGCUGAAGCUCGAGACGCUGAUGGAGAAUGCGGUCGAUAAGAACUUUGACAAGCUGGAGAUUUGGACGCUCAGGAAUGUGCUGUGUUUGCCCAGGGAGGGGGAUGCAGGUGGGGUGGGGGAGUGGGUGAGGUUGGGGCAUUAUGAGAACCUCCAAAUCCCACCGAAAGACAACACGCUGACCCUGGAAUCGCUCUACGCUCUGCGCCGCAAACUCGCAGAGACGACGAAACUCCACGCCGCACUCCUCGCAGAGAAGACCCGCAAUGCGGCUCAGAUAGCGAAGCUACGAUCGCUGCUUCAACCUGCCAUGGCACCGAAACGCGAACCGUGCUCGUCUACAUCCCCAGCAAAGUCUCAUGAUCAGAACGGUACAAACGGAGACACACCAUUUGCCUUCCUUACGCACUCCUCCGCCGCUCAGAGUCUCGGCGUACAACCUCUUCCCCAGACCAGCACUUCUUCGGUCCCGCCAGAGUCGCGGACUCCACUCACGACACAUACUACAUUCACCACCUCGCAGCUGCCAUACCUAAGCCAACUGCUCGCGUCACUAAAACCACACCUUGCAACGACUGCGCUACCAAGCAGAAGCGAAGGCGAAAAAGAGGAGUUGGCACGGGAAAGACGUAUCUACGUCGAGAGCCAGAGUAAGAGGAUCUUGGAGAGGAGAGGCGUGGAUACUACAGGCGGAGUGGAAGGUGCUGUGGAAGGCAGCAGGGUUAGAGCGGAAGAGGUCAGGGGGCUGGAGAGUAUAGUCGCGGGGAUGCAGAGGGGGAGAGGAGAGGAAGAGGGGGAUGCUAUGGAUACUUCGUGA
Messenger RNA from Trematosphaeria pertusa, 1077 nucleotides. RefSeq lists its product as uncharacterized. Gene Ontology annotation, biological process: protein localization to kinetochore; mitotic cell cycle; kinetochore assembly. The coding region runs from base 1 to 1077 and encodes 358 amino acids. Gene Ontology annotation, cellular component: nucleus; chromosome, centromeric region. NCBI's taxonomy places the organism in Eukaryota, Fungi, Ascomycota, Dothideomycetes, Pleosporales, Trematosphaeriaceae. The record is from RefSeq and is a predicted model, not a curated record. The transcript is spliced from 3 exons.